CUCCUCUUCCCCUCCGCCGCGGCCUGCCAUGGUCCGCAAACCCAAACAGUGUCGGCGCCGGCCGCUCGCCCGCCGCGCGUGAUCCUCGCCCCGCCGCCGCCCAGCGCUGCGCGCCCCGCCUGGCGGCCCUCGCCCGGCUGCUCCGGGCACCCGGCCUCGCGGAGCGAUGCUGCUGCUGGCAGCCGCCUUCCUCGUGGCCUUCGUGCUGCUGCUCUACAUGGUGUCUCCGCUCAUCAGCCCCAAGCCCCUCGCCCUGCCCGGGGCGCAUGUGGUGGUUACAGGAGGUUCCAGUGGCAUUGGGAAGUGCAUUGCUAUCGAGUGCUAUAAACAAGGAGCCUUUAUAACUCUGGUUGCACGAAAUGAGGACAAGCUGCUGCAGGCAAAGAAAGAAAUUGAAAAGCACUCUAUUAAUGAUAAACAGGUGGUGCUUUGCAUAUCAGUUGAUGUAUCUCAAGACUAUAACCAAGUAGAGAAUGUCAUAAAACAAGCACAGGAGAAACUGGGUCCAGUGGACAUGCUUGUAAAUUGUGCAGGAAUGGCAGUGUCAGGAAAAUUUGAAGAUCUUGAAGUUAGUACCUUUGAAAGGUUAAUGAGCAUCAAUUACCUGGGCAGCGUGUACCCCAGCCGGGCCGUGAUCACCACCAUGAAGGAGCGCCGGGUGGGCAGGAUCGUGUUUGUGUCCUCCCAGGCAGGACAGUUGGGAUUAUUCGGUUUCACAGCCUACUCUGCAUCCAAGUUUGCCAUAAGGGGAUUGGCUGAAGCUUUGCAGAUGGAGGUGAAGCCGUAUAAUGUCUACAUCACAGUUGCUUACCCACCAGACACAGACACACCUGGUUUCGCCGAAGAAAACAGAACAAAGCCUUUGGAGACUCGACUUAUUUCAGAGACCACAUCUGUGUGCAAACCAGAACAGGUGGCCAAACAAAUUGUUAAAGAUGCCAUACAAGGAAAUUUCAACAGUUCCCUUGGCUCAGAUGGGUACAUGCUCUCGGCCCUGACCUGUGGGAUGGCUCCAGUAACUUCUAUUACUGAGGGGCUCCAGCAGGUGGUCACCAUGGGCCUUUUCCGUACUAUUGCUUUGUUUUACCUUGGAAGUUUUGACAGCAUAGUUCGUCGCUGUAUGAUGCAGAGAGAAAAAUCUGAAAUUGCGAAUAAAACUGCCUAAUUCUUCUUACCCUUGGAAGAAGACUGUUUCCAAAUAAUUUGAACAGCUUGCUGCUAAAUGGGACUCAAUUUUUGACCAAUAGACACUUAUAUAUUGUUUUUGAAUAUCACAUUGGACCAGUGCUCUUCAGAAAUGUGGCUGCAAGCAAGGAGCUAGAAGUUCACCUCCUGACAAUAUUAUUAGUACUAUGCAAAUAUGGAAUAAGAGACCAUUUGAUUUCCUAGGCUUUGAGGUAGAGAGGUGAUGGUAUGAGAAUUAAUAGCAUGUCAACAAGGUAAAGAACAGGAUUCCAGAAUGAUCAUUCAAUUUUUUUCUAUUUAUUCUUUUUUGCCCCCCCUAGAGAUUAAGUCCAGAAAUGUACUUUAUGACACAUAAAGAAAUCUUGAGGACUUCCUUUAAACCUUCCAUAAAAAACAGUUUUGGGUUUCUAGGGUUUUUUUUUUCUUUUUAACUUGGUGUAUUUUAUUCAAGAUAAGUUGGACCCAUUGCCAGCGAGUCUGAAUGUCACUAACAGCUCUGUGUUGUGCUCAGCACUCACUCUGCUGCUGGUGAAAACUCAUGACUUCUCUCUCUCUUUGAUCCCAUAAAGAUACGAGGGGGAUGAGAGAGGGCAGUGCAAUGGGAGGUAAAGAGAUGUUUUCUAGUUGGAAAAGCAAUGCUUUCUUGUCUUUAGACUGAAAUGCUUAGGGAACGUUUCAUUUCUCAUUCAUCAGGAAAGGCAGCCUCCUUAAAUGUUUUCAGAAGAGCGAUAAAAUCUAGAAACUUCAGAAUUUACAAUUCCUUCAAUAGCCAUGAUGACCUGAAGUUCACCUACUCCAUUUUAGCCUCCAUUUGUUCUUCCCAUCUCUUCCUUUCCAAUUUUGCUUAUACUGCUGUAAUAUUUUUGUAAAAAAAAAAGAAAAGAAAAAAAAAGGGAGAAGAAAAAAAAGACCAGCUAAAAUUUUUUUGACUUGACUUUUUAACUUAAUUCAUGAAUUAAUUAAAACAAAUGAAAAAAUUAAAAA
Messenger RNA from Cebus imitator (Panamanian white-faced capuchin), 2169 nucleotides. It is a transcript of the gene KDSR, whose product is annotated as 3-ketodihydrosphingosine reductase. Gene Ontology annotation, cellular component: endoplasmic reticulum membrane. Gene Ontology annotation, biological process: sphingolipid biosynthetic process. The record is from RefSeq and is a predicted model, not a curated record. NCBI's taxonomy places the organism in Eukaryota, Metazoa, Chordata, Mammalia, Primates, Cebidae. Gene Ontology annotation, molecular function: 3-dehydrosphinganine reductase activity. The transcript is spliced from 10 exons. The coding region runs from base 167 to 1165 and encodes 332 amino acids.